AUGAAACCGCCGUCCUUCAAAGGAGGAAUAGAACCAAUGAAUGCUGAAGCAUGGGUGUUGGGAAUAGAGAAGUUAUUUGAAGUCUUUCCUUGUACCGAAGCUCAGAAGGUGCAAUCGGCUGCAUUCACUUUCGAGGAUGAGGCGCGGAGAUGGUGGAUGCUUAUGAGAACUAUACAUCAAGGAUUGACAUGGGACAGGUUCUUGGAGAUAUUCUAUGAUAAGUAUUUUCCACAAAGUAUGCGAGUUAAAAAGGUGACUGAAUUUGAAACCCUCAGGCAAGGGAACAAGACUGUUGCUGACUAUGAAGCUCAAUUUGCCAAGUUGGCCCGGUUCGCACCUCACAUGGUGGACACGGACUAUAAGAAGGCACGGAAAUUUGAAGGGGGAUUACGGGGUGCUAUUCUAGACCGAGUUAAUAUGUUGAAGCCGCCUACCUAUGGGAAAAGGCAAAACAGUCAAUGGUCGAAGGAGGCAACUACUCCACCAAAUAAGAAACAAAAUUCAAGGACUUCAAAUGUUUCUACCCCUAAUCAAGAUUCAAUUCCUGUAUGUGUGGAGUGUGGAAAAAGGCACCGUGGGAUAUGUUAUCGGAAGUCUGGAGCCUGCUUCCAGUGUGGAAAGACGAGCCAUGCGAUAAGGGAUUGCCCUCAGAGGAAGCAGCAGCAAAAUAGCAAUAAGACUGGUACCAGCUUAACGGGGUCUGCACCAACUAUCAAUACCAAGGCACCGGUCAAAGCUACUAACAACAAGGACACCGCGAGACAUGGUAGGGUGUUUGCAUUGGUUCCGGGAGAUGUGCAAAAGAUGGCGACAGUGGUGUCAGGUUCUACUCAUUCUUUUGUGUCAAAGCUAUUUACUCCUAAUUUAGAUACAUCUGAGGAAGCAUUAUCUUAUAUGCUGUGUGUGUCUUCACCGUUGGGAGAUUCUAUGAUUUGUACUUCUAUAUAUGCUGCUUGUGAACUCCACCUUGGGGAUAUUCGGGGACAAGAGGUGACUUCCCCACCGUAUUUGAUUUCUACAGCAAAGGCUUGUAGAUUAAUUCAAAAAGGGUGUCAGGGGUAUCUGUGUAGUGUUGUAAAAGAGCAAAUGGUGAAUGGGGGUACUGACAUAAUUCUAGUUGUUCGUGAAUUUUCGGACGUCUUCCCAGAAGAGUUACUAGGGCAAUUGAUAGACCGAGAAAUUGAGUUUACAAUCGAAGUGGCAUCGGGAACUCAACCCAUUUCUAAGACCCCAUAUAGAAUGUCACCAGUUGAGAUGAAGGAAUUAAAACUUCAAUUGAUUGAUGAUUUAUUUGACCCGCUUCAGGGGGCACAAGUCUUUUCUAAAAUCGAUCUACGGUCUGGGUACCAUCAAUUAAGGAUUAAGGCUGAUGAUGUUGAGAAGACAUCCUUUCGAACUCGUUAUGGUCAUUAUGAAUUUCUGGUUAUGCCCUUUGGAGUUACUAACGCCCCAACAGCCUUUAUGAAUUUAAUGAACCACGUCUUUAAGCCUUAUUUGGAUGAAUGUGUCGUGGUCUUUAUUGAUGAUAUUCUCAUUUAUUUGAAGACUGUAGAAGCUCAUGAGAAUCAUCUUCGGUUGAUUCUUCAAACCCUCCAAGAAAAGAAACUUUUUAUGGGGUUAGACGGCUAUUACAGACGGUUUGUUCAAGAUUUUUUGAAAAUUGUUGUGCCGCUUACACAACUGACUCGAAAAGGAGUUGCAUUUGAAUGGACAGAAGAACGGGAGUCUGCUUUCCAAGAAUUGAAGACAAAGUUGACUACAGCACCGGUGUUGGCCUUACCCUCCGGUACUGAAGGGUUUGUAAUUUACAGUGAUGCUUCUUAUAAAGGACUUGGUUGUGUACUUAUGCAGAAUGGAAGAGCUAUCGCCUACGCUUCUCAUCAACUGAAACCCCAUGAGAAGAAUUAUCCCACUCAUGAUCUUGAGUUAGCAGCAGUCGCCUUUGCUUUGAAGAUAUGGAGACAUUAUCUAUAUGGCACUACUUGUGAAAUUCGUUAUCAUCCGGGUAAAGCCAACACAGUUGCAGAUGUGCUCAGUCGGAAAAGCAUAGGGACUUCGAAAAGUUUGUCUACAGGGCAAAAGGAAUUAGCAAAUGAAUUGGCUAAAGUGGAAGUGGACCUUGUGUUACAGGGACAGGAAGCUUUAUUGGCAGCGGUGAUGGCCCAACCAACCUUACUUGAGGAAAUUAAAUUGCAUCAGAUGGAAGACGAAACUCUAAAGAAGAUAUGUGAUGAAUUAGGAACUAAACUGAAGUCGGGAAUCAGUGUAGUAGAUGCGGUGCUCAAAUUUCAAAACUGA
Messenger RNA from Camellia sinensis, 2298 nucleotides. Lineage: Eukaryota; Viridiplantae; Streptophyta; Magnoliopsida; Ericales; Theaceae. The record is from RefSeq and is a predicted model, not a curated record.